This is a messenger RNA of Saprolegnia parasitica CBS 223.65, 1187 nucleotides long. RefSeq lists its product as hypothetical. Bases 1 to 1086 code for a protein of 361 amino acids. The transcript has 2 exons. NCBI's taxonomy places the organism in Eukaryota, Oomycota, Saprolegniomycetes, Saprolegniales, Saprolegniaceae. The record is from RefSeq and is a predicted model, not a curated record.
AUGGCAGUCGUUCAACCCGGUGUCGUCGCUCAUAUUGCCCACUGCUUGGGCUCGACCAAGGACGUCGUCUCGUUUUUGCAGGCGCUGCCACGUGAUGCGCUCGACGCGCCUUUGGUUGCGCUUCAAACACUCUUGACAUCGGGCGGUCUCAACCAAACUAGUAUCUGGCCGCAGGUCGCCGUCGAGUUCUUAGCCGAUCCCAAUGGAGCGAAUGUGCGCGCAGCGCUACCAGCGUUUCGUUCCAUUUCCAUCCACAACCUCUACAGCCUCGCCGAGAAGCUACGCGACGCGAGCAGCGAUGCGCUCGAAGCCAUCGUUGCGUUUGCGGCCACGUGGGGUCACAAGAUUACGUCCAUCGACGUGACAUUCUGGCUGCAGCCCAAAGAUAAUGACGUGCUGACGCGCGUUCUUGGUCUUUGCACGGGUCUCGUCUCGGUCGCCGCCAACAUCGAUGCUGUGUCGGACCCCGCAACGCUUGCAACGAUCGUCCAAGCGGCGCAGCACGCCAAGCGCAUCGUCUUUUACUCGGACAUCGACCAGACAUUUCCUUGCGGCGACUGGCGCUGUAUCUUUGCGCAUUGGCUGGCGUCCGGACACGCAACAGGCCUCGGAUUGCAAGAAUUUUCGUCCACGGACGAUGCAGCCUUUGCACGCGCCAUUGCCACAACCACGUCGCUCACAAGUCUCGCGCUGACCAACACCGAUGGUGUUCUUCAAGGCUUACUGAAGGCAGCGAUGCCGUUGCACCAUCUCACGGAGCUGCGUGUCGUCACACCCCAUAACGGUGUCGCCGAGACGCUCCUUUCGACGUUCCUCGAUCCCUCGCGCCUUCGCAUGCUCGAGCUCGACAUCGGAAUUGACGAUGCGGACUUGGCAAUUGUACUGACGUUAUUGCCACGUCUCGUGCGGCUUGAAGAGCUCUCGUUGCGCAAUGGCCUACUGGAAGGCGAGCCCGAUGUUUCGAUGGCGCCGCGCUGCCCCCGCGAGCUCUGCAUCGAUCGAUGUACCAUUGAUGACGGUGCCUUCUCUGGCCUUCUCGCGUGGGCUUCGCAGUCGCCGUGCCUCGAGACCGUCUCGAUCCGCUAGGAGACGUCAGUCUUGCAUCGGCCGAGGAGCUCUUGGAGGCGCUGGCAACGUGCUCCGGCGUUUGCGUCGAGGAGGUCUAUCUCAAACGAGAUGUCCGAGAC